Acanthosepion pharaonis is the source of this 1413-nucleotide messenger RNA. Lineage: Eukaryota; Metazoa; Mollusca; Cephalopoda; Sepiida; Sepiidae. The record is from the annotation of a GenBank genome assembly.
AUGUUAGGGAUAUUUUUUUUGUCUCUUUUUGUCUUCUUUACUGUGUGUCUUUCUUUCUUAGAUUUUGUACUUUCUCUUUCGAUUAUAUAUUUUUACUUUCUUUCUUUCUUCCCUGAAUUUCAUGUUUUUUUUGUUUUUUACAUUUUUCUCUUUCUUUCUCUUUUUCUCACUUUUUCUUUUUCAUCUUUUCCCUCUUUUAAUCUUUUUCUCUUAAUUUUUCUUUUUUCUCUUUUUCUUUUUUCUCUUUUUCUCUUUUUCUUUUUUCUCUUUUUCUCUUUUUCUUUUUCUCUUUUUCCCUUUUCUUUUUCUCUUAUACUUUCUCUUUUUCAUUUUUUCUUUUUCUCUUUAAAUUUUUCUCUUUUACUCUUUAACUUUUUCUCUGAAUUUUUUUCUUUCUUCUCUUUUUCUCUCUUCCUUUUGUCUCUCUUCCUUUUGUCUCUUUUUUCUUUUUUUCUCUUUUUCUUUUUUUUCUUUUUCUUUUUUCUCUUUUCUUUUUUUCUCCGUUCUUUUCUUCUCUCUUCCUUUUUUUCUCUUGUUCUUUUUUCUCUUUUUCUUUUUUCUCUUUUUCUUUUUUUCUCUUUUCUUUUUUUCUCUUUUUCUUUUUUCUCUUUUUCUUUUUUCUCUUUUUCUUUUUUUCUCUCUUCCUUUUUUCUUCCUUUUUUCUUGUUCUUUUUUUCUUUUUCUUUUUCUCUUUUCUUUUUUCUUUUUUUUUUUUCUUCCUUUUUUCUCUUCCUUUUUUCUCUUCCUUUUUUUUUUCUUUUUCUCUUUUUCUUUUUCUUGUUCUUUUUCUCUUUUCUUUUUUCUUUUUCUUUUUCUCUUUUCUUUUUUCUCUUUUUUUUUUUUCUCUUUUUCUUUUUUCUCUUUUUCUUUUUUUCUCUCUUCCUUUUUUUCUCUUCCUUUUUUUCUCUUCCUUUUUUUCUCUUGUUCUUUUUUCUCUUGUUCUUUUUUCUCUUGUUCUUUUUUCUCUUUUCUUUUUUUCUCUUUUUCUUUUUUCUCUUUUUCUUUUUUCUCUUUUUCUUUUUUCUCUUUUUCUUUUUUUUUCUCUUUUUUUUUCUUUUUUUUUUUUUUCUCUUUCUUUUUUCUCUUUCUUUUUCUCUUUUUCUUUUUCUUUCUUUUUUUUUUUUCUUUUUUCUCUUCCUUUUUUUUUCUCUUCCUUUUUUUUCUUCCUUUUUUUUCUUUGUUCUUUUUUCUCUUUUUUUUUUCUCUUUUCUUUUUCUCUUUUCUUUUUUCUUUUUCUUUUUUCUUUCCUUUUUUCUCUUCCUUUUUUUUCUUCUUCCUUUUUCUCUUGUUCUUUUUUCUCUUGUUCUUUUUUCUCUUGUUCUUUUUUCUCUUUUCUUUUUUUCUCUUUUUCUUGAGAUAGCUUAUUAUGGAGUAGUAGUUCACAAGGCUAGUCUUGUUGGUCAAUACUACUGA